Messenger RNA from Protopterus annectens (West African lungfish), 3235 nucleotides. RefSeq names its product phosphodiesterase 1B (gene PDE1B). Gene Ontology annotation, molecular function: 3',5'-cyclic-nucleotide phosphodiesterase activity. Gene Ontology annotation, biological process: signal transduction. The record is from RefSeq and is a predicted model, not a curated record. The transcript has 14 exons. NCBI's taxonomy places the organism in Eukaryota, Metazoa, Chordata, Ceratodontiformes, Protopteridae. The coding region runs from base 783 to 2321 and encodes 512 amino acids.
ACUGCACAGCAUCUCUAAAUCACUGCUGGUAAAAUUUGAAAUAAACUAGCAUCAGUCCAGCUGUAAAGCUCAUUAGCCUAUCAGCCUGGCAUUGCCCUUGGAGAGAAGUCUGCCAAACCAGUUACUCGGGGACACCAUGAUAUUAUAAACAGAGUAAAUGUGAGGGUGGGGGAGGGGAGAAUGGUACAAGUGUGUGUUUGUGUGUCUGUGUCUGAUGCAGAAAGAGAGACUGAACUGAAAUCAGACGCACAAGAGAGUGGCUGACUACUGAUAUAGGUGAUGAAACAUUAGCUGAUGCAUUUUGGGUACAAUAUUUCGCUCUGGCUAUAUUUUGCAGUCACCCCCCUCAAUUGCAGCAUCCCUCAUUCCAUGGACACCCAGAGGGUUUGGGUUGGGGCCAUACCAUAUUUUUCUCAUGCGGCACAGAGGAAGGCUUAAAGGAUAAGACAUAACAGGUUAUGUCAACAAUAAAAGAUGAUGUUUUAGUUUUGAAAAACAAGACAAUCGUUUCACUGCUAUUAAGGACCAAAUCACUGUAGUUGCUUGGAUCGUGCAAUUCAAUAUCUGCUUCAGGAUUCUUUCAGACAGUCUUCAGUUGAAGGGACAGCAUUACCUAACUGCUUAUUGUGAAGACAAUACAUACCAAAGAUUGAAAGUUCUUUACAGGUCUCAGCUGGCUGCUCGGAAUUGACUCUUUCUGUCACAGAAGGGCAAAAGGAAUCUGAAUUGUAAAGGAAGACACCCAAAUUACAAUUCCAAAAGUAGAAGCACUGAUAAAAAAGAUGGAUUCCCUGAACAGAGAAGUCGUUGUUGACCCACUUGACUGUAGCUCUACAGGGCAGACUGGAUCAGCACAGAGUAAAAAAAUGUGGCUCAAACUCCGGACGCUGCUGAGAUGUAUGGUGAGGCAGUUGGACAAGGGAGAACUAAAUGUCGAAGAUAUGAAGAAGAACCUUGAGUACACGGCCACUCUUCUGGAAGCUGUUUACAUAGAUGAAACCAGACAAAUUCUGGACACAGAGGAUGAACUCCAGGAGAUCAAAUCAGAUGCAGUGCCUUCAGAGGUGCGUGACUGGCUGGCAGCUACUUUUACGCAACAAACAAGAUCCUCAGGAAGACGGUCUGAUGAAAAGCCAAAGUUCCGUAGCAUUGUCCAUGCAGUACAGGCUGGCAUUUUUGUGGAAAGAAUGUUCAGAAAAGCUUAUAGCCUGGAAGGGCCUAGUCAUUCUGCAGAGGUAGUCAACUGCUUAAAGACCCUGGACAGCUGGAGCUUUGAUGUGUUUGCACUGAAUACUGUGAGCGAGAAUCAUGCCUUGAAGUCUGUCAUAUUUGAACUCUUAGCAAGAUACAAUCUGAACAGCCGAUUUAAGAUUCCCUUUUCAUGUUUGGUGCCAUUUCUAGAUGCUCUUGAGAGUGGAUACAGUAAAUACCAAAACCCAUAUCACAACCUGGUCCAUGCUGCUGAUGUGAUGCAAACUGUGCACUGCUUUCUGAUGAGUACUGGAAUGGUGCAAUGGCUAACUGAACUGGAGAUCCUUGCUGUCAUCUUCGCUGCUGCAAUCCAUGACUAUGAGCACACAGGCACUUCUAAUAGCUUCCAUAUUCAGACCAAGUCUGACUGUGCAUUAAUAUACAAUGACCGGUCUGUUUUGGAAAAUCAUCAUGUCAGUUCUGUAUUCCGACUCAUGCAAGAAGAAGAAAAGAAUAUCUUUGUCAAUCUCACAAGGGAUGAAUGGGGAGAGCUUCGUUCUCUAGUUAUUGAAAUGGUUCUUGCUACUGACAUGUCCUGCCAUGUGCAGCAAGUUAAGUCCAUGAAGACAGCACUUCAGUCACUGGAAGGGGUUGAUAAACCAAAAGCUCUCUCAUUGUUGCUCCAUGCUGCCGAUAUCAGUCACCCUACAAAGCAAUGGUCUUUGCACAGUGCCUGGACAAAUGCCUUGAUGGAGGAGUUCUUCAGGCAGGGCGAUAAAGAGUCGGAUCUUGGUCUGCCUUUCUCUCCACUGUGUGAUCGUAAAUCCACCUUAGUUGCUCCAUCUCAAAUAGGUUUCAUUGAUUUUAUCGUAGAACCAACUUUCUCAGUACUUGCUGACAUGAUAGAAAAGAUUGUACUUCCCAGUGAAGAUGACGAAUCCAAAACCUUGGGUCGGCCCUUUCAGCAGAAAAGUUCCUCGCAAAGGCAAACUUCAAUGGAGACUCAACCUGAUUCGUCAUCUCUUGCUGAAAAUCUAAAGAAUUUCCGUACUACAUGGAGUACAUACAUCCAAGAGAAUAAAAUGAAAUGGAAGGAAAAAGCAGUGAAUGUUCCUGUUGUGAGUAACUGAAGACAUUCUUCCUAAACAUCUGACGACCUAUGGAAUCUGCCACACCUAUAUCCAAGGUCAACAUGAAUACACAAAAAAACAAAUGAUUAAAGCUCAGUGGAACUGAAUAUGAAAACACUUUACUGGCAUCCCCAGGAGUGAUGGAGUUACUGCUGUUAAAGUCAGGUCAAUGUACUUCUGUUUCCUUGGAUAUUCUUAAAAAGCAGGAGCUCCAUUUCAGCACCAGAAUUAUUAAGAUUAGACUGGAAGUGAUUUGGGGUUUGGACUGGUUUGAUAAAGAUCACUCUUGCAAGCAGUAUAUGGGUCAUGGGCAUUGCUGCUAUUUGUAAAAAAAAAAUAUCAAAUUUUGUAUAUUCAUAGCAAAAACAUCAUUUGUUAUGACACAGUGAGUCAUGCUACUAAAACUUGCUCAAGAGUCAUGCAUUACAUUUGGUGUACUAGCUGGAUAAAUCAUAUUUUUAUUAAGAAUAGAGCUGACUGUGCAGUCAGUGCUAUACUCUCAUAUGUCAGACAAAUUGGAAAAUAAAUGCUGCACAGUUUUGUCCCAGAUGUUUAUGAUCUAUCUACAAAGUUUCAUAAUGUACUAGUUCUAAAUGGAAUGUUUUCCAGGCAGGUUAGCUGAACAGUGUACUAGAACCAGUAUACAAAACCGAAAUACUAGGAUUAUUUUCUUAAUCUAUCACAUGGUGAUGCAGCAAUGUGGCAUAUAAAGUGAAAGUGAGCGAUAUCGCACUGUGACUAAAUAAAUACUGGCCAUGCAAAUUAUAAAUCAUAAUAUAUGUCACCUAAACAGCAUACCAAGAAAGUUACAUCUUUGCUGAACAUUGUAUAUUUUAUAGUGCAAUGGUAUUAGAAGAUACUGAUGCACUUUUGCAUGGGGAAGAUGGUUAAUAAAAGAACAUUUUCAAAUCUCA